Anoplopoma fimbria (sablefish) is the source of this 3801-nucleotide messenger RNA. RefSeq names its product plakophilin-3-like. Gene Ontology annotation, biological process: cell-cell junction assembly; cell-cell adhesion. The transcript is spliced from 13 exons. The coding region runs from base 129 to 2687 and encodes 852 amino acids. Gene Ontology annotation, molecular function: cadherin binding. The record is from RefSeq and is a predicted model, not a curated record. NCBI's taxonomy places the organism in Eukaryota, Metazoa, Chordata, Actinopteri, Perciformes, Anoplopomatidae. Gene Ontology annotation, cellular component: plasma membrane; nucleus; cytoplasm.
AGGUUCUGAGGUCUUGGUCCUCUGAGGCUCCACCUCCUGCUGCUGUUGAGCUGAGAGCUUCUCCGUGAAACACAAACCCUCAGACGACCUGCUCCACGGCUUCUCCUCUGUCUUCUUCUUCACUCACCAUGAGCGUCGUGGCCUCAGAACACGUGUUUUUGUCCGCUCUCCAGCCCAACACCUCGGUCACUACCUAUGGACUCCCGUCGGAGGUCCAGCUCGGACACGGAGGCAGCAUGUCGGACGAGAUGUCCAGAGCGCGCCGCGUCCAGCAGCAGGUCCAGAUGAGGCUGGCGGAGAAGUCCACCCUCCCGAGGCAGAAUGGGUCGUCCUCACAGUACGCCAUGUCAGACUACGGCGGUUCUUCCACCAUGAAAUAUCAUACCUAUAACCCAAACUACAGCUCUAAAUCCUCCUACAUGUACUCGGGUGCCAGAACAAUGGGUCCACGCAUAUCCCAGAGGUCAGGCUUCACCAGCCAGUCUGCCGGCCCUGACAUGGCCCAGUUGCACAAGAUCAGUGUCGGGGGUGGAAUGGGUGUUGGAGUUGUUGGAGGUGGUGGUGGUGGUGGUGGUGGUGGUUAUUACCGAGAGGACAUACGCAUGGGGAACUACCAAGGGGUUGCGAGGCAACAAAGCCGAAUGGACCAAGAGGCCCUCUCCAUGCACGCAGUGCGGCAGGCGCAAGCGCAGGCGCAGGCACAGGUGAUUAAUCCCUGGAUGAUGGAUGGCAGCGAUGCCGCCAGUAUGGUCUCCGACCGUGACGCCACCUACCAACGGCAGUACGCUCAGAGCGCAGUCAACGGCUACACCAGCCAGGCGAGGCAAGGAGGAAGCACCAUGACCUUUACUUCACCCAUGCAACGAUCUCUUAGUGGCACUCUUUCCCGCGGCGGAGGGAUGACAGCAGGAGAGGCAGACUUCAACCAGCAACAUUCCUUCAAAGGCCCGGCCCACCGCACCAUCAACAGGAUUACAAACCGAAACCGGAUGAGCAUGGGCUCUGUGUCCGGGCAGCAGAUUAUCCCAGGUGGGAGCGUCUAUGGUGGAGGGGGGGACAGAUUGGAUGGAGGGUUCAUGGUAUCCGGAGUGUCCUCUGCUUCCCAGGGGAACCUUAUGCAGCGUAAGGGCACCAUGUCCCGGGCCAUGUCCAUCAAGAGCAUGCAGAGUGUGGGCCGGGGCGCGGACAUCUACGGUGGCCAGAUGGAGAUGGGAGCCAGCAUGGGCAACCUCAGCGGGAUCACCUCCUUGGACAUGCCCACCGCAGUGCAAAACCUGAGAGAUCCCGACCAAGAGAUGAAGGUCCUGGGUGCCGCCUACAUUCAACAUGAGUGUUACAAUGACAGCGAGGCCAAAGAUGAGGUGCGUCGCUUGAAGGGCAUCGGUGAGCUGGUGAAGCUGUUCAACUACGACAACCAGGAAGUGCAGCGUUAUGCCACUGGCGCCACACGCAACCUCAUCUAUGAGAACAUGGACAACAAGGUGGCCCUGAUCGAGGAGGGCGGCAUCCCACAGCUGGUCGAGGCCCUCAAAGAGUCUGACGAAGAGCUCCACAAGAACAUCACUGGUAUCCUGUGGAACCUUUCAUCCAAAGACAACCUGAAAGAGAAACUGGCCAGGGAGACGCUUCCUCAGCUGACUGAGAAGAUCCUCAUCCCUCUGUCAGGCACCGGAGAAUCUGAGGGCAUCCAUCAGUCGCCCUCUGAGGCAGACAUCUUCUACAACACCACAGGAUGCCUCAGGAAUAUGAGCUCUGUGAACGAGAAGACCCGUCAGCAGAUGAGAGAAACAAAUGGACUGGUGGACUCUUUGGUGGGCUACAUCAGGGCUUCCCUUGAUGAAAGCAAGGCAGAAGACAAAGGGGUGGAAAAUGCAGUGUGUGUCUUGAGGAACCUCUCCUACCAGCUCUACAGUGAGAUGCCUCCAUCUGCUGUCUUGCGCCUGGAAGGACCGACCAGAGCUAAUGACACAGGGAAUGGCGAAGCCAUUGGUUGCUUUACACCUCAGAGCCGCAAAGCCAAAAAUAGCAAGAAUUAUGAUCUCUCCACUUUCAACGAGGUCGCUCGGGUGCCAAGGGGCAUGGAAUGGCUGUGGCACCCACAGAUAGUGGGGCUGUACAAACGUGUGCUGAGUGAGUGUGAGAUCAACCACACCACCCGCGAGGCAGCAGCCGGAGCCCUGCAGAACAUCACAGCUGGAGACAAGAGGUGGGCCUCUGUGCUGAGCCGGGUGGCUCUGGAGCAGGAGCGCAUCCUGCCAGUGAUGCUGGACCUCCUGCGUACCAGCAAUGAUCUGGAGCUGCGUUCUCUCACAGGCUUCCUCCGAAAUCUGUCCCGCCAUGCCAAGGAUAAGAAUGACAUGGCUGUAAAGGUGGUGCAAACCCUGGUGACCAAGCUGCCCACCGAUGGACACCAGAAGGAGCCCUCCAGCGAGGUGACGAUCAACAUCUGUGGUGUUCUCAAUAACUUGGUGACCAGCAGCACUUUAGCUGCCAGGGACAUCACCUUCUUUGAUGGCCUGCAAAAACUGGUCGGCAUCAAGAGCUCACAUGACAACAGCUCUGGGAAGAUGAGAGCAGCCAAAGCAGCAUCCACCGUUCUCAGCAACAUGUUCCAGUACAAGAAACUGCACAAAAGCUACAAACAGAAAGGUUAUACAAGACCGGAUUUUGCAGAUAUGACCAUCUAAAAUAAAAGUAAGGCCAUACAAGUUCACUUCUUUAACAGUGAUCAGGCCCACACUCCACCAGCCGCCUGUGGAGUAAAUAGACUGUUUAUAUUAUUCAAAGAUAGCGUAGGUUCAGUUCUUAUCUGCCAUACUUUUAUGACGACAACAUGCACACUAUUGAUGGAGGAUCACCCCGAUGGAAAAAGGACUUGCUGUGUGUUUUAAAUUGACGGACAGUUCAAGAAAUGUGGAUCCGGUACGCUGGACUACUGAUGGAUUCUGAUACAAAUGAGUGCACCUUAACCAUUUCCUCUUUUUAACACUGUAUGUUUUAGUUUUGGAAUCAGGGAUGUAUUCAGUUGAAACUUUCUGUUUCUGCCAGUUGAGCAACUGUUGAUGGACAGUAUGGUGGACACUUGUGCCUUGUCUUUUCACUGUUGCAACUCAAUCACAGCAGAAAUGCCAACAAGUGUAUUUUUGUAAAUAUUGCUUCUUAUUUUACACAGAAAUCAAAUGUUUUAUAUGUUGCGUAAUUUGUAUUCGUAGAUUAUGGAGAGAUGAAUAUGUGUUUAUAAAUGAGUCAAAAUAUUAACAGAGUUAUAAUUGAAUGUAAACCACAGGAUGUUUUUAGAAUUGUGGAUCUUCGAUUCGGAAAUCUGUUGAUAAUGAUUAUCCCUCCAAAGUCGACUUUUGUACUAGUUAUGUGCUUUUUAAACUUGCGCAAUCCCGUUCUUGUCAUAUAAAAUGCUGAUGAGUUACAUUUGUAAUUGCUUUGUCAAACAGAACUCAUGGAGUGCCAUGAGUUCACCAGGGGUGAAAGGGAUUCAACCCUACCUUUGAUUUCAGAACACAUAUUUGUUUUGUAUUGAAGGUCUUGCUAUUGCUAAAUCUAUCACUUAACAUUUAGACCUUAUUGAAACUUAAAUAGAUUGUCAAGUUUAAUAUUUUCAUUUUAUUUGUUUAACUUGUAAGUAUUCAUACAAAACUCUUGAAUCAGUUAUAGUUAUUACUGCCUUGAGGCAUGAAUGGUGACCUUGUGUUUCUGUGUGGCUUCUUACUGUUUUAUAUUUGCUUUUAUGUUGUGUACAAGCAGAUGUAUCAUCUGAAUAUUUUUCAGCUAAUAAAGUGAAAGAUU